AUGUCGCCUUCGGUCUCGGUGCGAGACAGCCAUUCUCAAUACUGGAAUGCACACGACAAUGACUCUGACGAUGUUCCUGUUAAUAAAAAGACAAGCUUUAACGGGAAACUAAGCAAAUACUUGCACUUGUCAGAUAAUAAUGCCGCAACUACAGAGACAACUCCCGACAGCACAUCCGAGUCAACCACUUCAGAUCGCCCAAAGCGAAAAUCACGACUUGAAUCAGAAGACACCACCACUUCAGCGCCCGAUGUCUUAUCACCUUCAAAACGGAGAAAAGCACCCACACCAACAAUCCCACGCAUAACCCGCUCUCGAUCUACCACCGCCCUAUCCUCUCCACGAUCAAAGUCUACACCUCAAUCACGCCGAAAGACCAACAAAUCACCCGAGUUCCAAACCCAAACCCAGACCACCUCCUCAUCCACCUCCCUCCUCCGCGAUACCAUCCCUCCCAAUCUAACCCUCCUCCUAGUCGGCGUCAACCCAGGCAUCCUAACCGGCACCACAGGAUACGCCUACGCCCACCCCUCGAACCUCUUCUGGAAACUCCUCCACUCCUCCGGCCUCACCACAAUCCGCCACCCUCCCUCAGAUACAUACCGACUGCCAGAGCUAUAUAACAUCGGAAACACGAACAUCGUCGAACGUCCCACCCGUGACGCCAGCAUGCUCAGCAAGGCCGAGAUGGACGCCGGUGUGCCUAUUCUUGAAGCAAAGAUAGCCGCUCAGCGUCCUGAGGCGGUCUGUCUGGUUGGGAAAAGUAUCUGGGAGGCUGUGUGGAGGGCUCGAAAGGGGAGAGCGAUUCGGAAGGAGGAGUUUCGGUAUGGGUGGCAGGAUGAGUCGGAGAAUAUGGGCAAGGUGGAGGGGGAGGGGGAGAUUGAAGGGUGGAAUGGGGCUCCUGUUUUUGUGGCUACGACAACGAGUGGGCUGGCUGCUGGUAUGAAGCCCGCAGAGAAGGAGGCAGUAUGGAAGGAAUUAGGGAGUUGGGUGGUUGCAAGGCGAAGAGAACGGGGGAUCUUUCGGUUAAUUACUAUAUAG
Messenger RNA from Aspergillus wentii DTO 134E9, 1041 nucleotides. RefSeq lists its product as uncharacterized. Gene Ontology annotation, molecular function: mismatch base pair DNA N-glycosylase activity. Gene Ontology annotation, biological process: base-excision repair, AP site formation. The coding region runs from base 1 to 1041 and encodes 346 amino acids. Lineage: Eukaryota; Fungi; Ascomycota; Eurotiomycetes; Eurotiales; Aspergillaceae. The record is from RefSeq and is a predicted model, not a curated record. The transcript is spliced from 2 exons.